AAUAUAUCCAUAUGUACUACUCCUAGUUCCAUAUCAUAACUUAACAACUUAGAAAAAACUAAAAACAUAGUAAAUUUUAUUAAGUAUGGGUUGUGCCUCAUCCAAAAGAAUAGAGGUUGCCGUCGACGUCUACCGUCCACCGCCGACGAGCUUCGCCGUCUUUGAUAUCAACUCCGUUGAGGAGCCAUGGCUCAAAGGUGUUAACAACAACAAGCUGGAAGAAGAAGAAUUGGAUCAAGACGAGCUAGAAGAAUAUGAGAAGCCAACAAAAGUAGCACAACCAAUUCUUGAAAAACUAAACUCCUCUAUUGAUGAUGCUCCUAAAUCUUGGGAUGAAGUUAGCAAAGCCUUAGAAGAUUUAAAACCUACUCUACAAAAUCCUCCACCAUCAAAAUCACCUAAAAAAACCCUCCUUGCACUACCCGCGCCGCCUCCGCCGCCAGCGGCGGAAGAAGGUGGUGGUUCCCCAAAAAGAAAAAUUCCAAGAAAGAGUUUUUCCUUUCAUACCCUUGAAGAACUUGAAUCCAAAUUAUCAUCAAAAGAUUCCAAAAAAACCAAUGAAUUCAAGAAAUCAGAGUCCAUGUUUACAAAUGAGGAAAAUAAAAAAUUUCAAAAAUUCAGCAAAAAAAAUGAUUCACAAAUUGUUGUUCAUAAUGGGGAAGUAGCACAUCAAAGGACUCAAUCUGAUGAAGGGUACAAGCCAGUGAAAGAGAAUAUAUUUUUGUUGAGGGACAAAAUGGAAAGGGAAAAAGAAGGGAAAGUUCCAACUUUUAUAAAGUUUAACCCUUUAAGUGACUACCCCGAAAAGUGCCCGCCACGUGGCGAUGACUCAUUGGUCGUCUACACGACAUCGCUAGGUGGCGUGCGUCGCACGUUUGAGGAUUGUAACAAAGUGAGGCUAAUUUUGGAAUCUCACCGGGUGGUUUUCGAUGAGCGUGACGUGGCACUGCAUGGCGAAUUUCGUCAGGAGUUGAAGGAGUUGCUCGGAGAGGAAGAGGAUGCGGGAGUACCGAGAUUGUUCGUGAAGGGGAGGUACAUUGGUGGAGUGGAGGAAGUGGUGAAUCUUAACGAGACGAAGCGACUCGGGAGGAUAUUGAAUUGGGCUAGGGUAGAGAGGGGUGUGGGGAGGUUAGGAUGUGAAGGGUGUGGGGGUGUUAGGUUUGUGCCAUGUUUUGAUUGUGGUGGAAGUUGCAAAGUUGUGAAUGGGGAUGUUAAGGAGAGAUGUCCUGAGUGUAAUGAGAAUGGUUUGAUUCAUUGCCCUAUUUGCAAUUGAAUAAUUGUAUGUAUUCUCGUAUGCAUACUUAAAAAAUUUUAAAUCAGUGAAUACAGAGUAAUGUUAUUAUUUUGUGAAA
Solanum dulcamara is the source of this 1352-nucleotide messenger RNA. RefSeq lists its product as uncharacterized. Lineage: Eukaryota; Viridiplantae; Streptophyta; Magnoliopsida; Solanales; Solanaceae. Bases 86 to 1273 code for a protein of 395 amino acids. The record is from RefSeq and is a predicted model, not a curated record. The transcript is spliced from 2 exons.